This is a messenger RNA of Nylanderia fulva, 1336 nucleotides long. RefSeq lists its product as uncharacterized. Gene Ontology annotation, molecular function: NAD binding. The record is from RefSeq and is a predicted model, not a curated record. Lineage: Eukaryota; Metazoa; Arthropoda; Insecta; Hymenoptera; Formicidae.
AGGGAAAAAAUUGACGUUACAUAAAUAGAAAGUUGCUUCGCCUCGGCUGCACUUUCUGAAAUUUGAAGAGAAUUAGAUAUAUUCUUUGGACGUUGGAGGGAGAAAGAGAGCGAGAUCGCGGUGCAGGCAGGUGUAGAAAGUGCGCGUUCCAAGUGUUACCCACGUGUAUCUCGGCCCGAAAUGAGCGAAGCCACGCGUUAUAUCAGUCUCACUGAUAUGACGGGAAAAAAUCGAGGAGGAUGAAAAUUUAUGAAACGAUGAAAAAUACGCGCUAGUGAGUCACCCGCUUGACUCGCGUAGCCUCGAAUAAUUCGCAUGGCGGAUUAAAAACAGGCGUGUUAACAUGACGCAGAUCAUCGCGGUGUUGUCCGCGAUUCCUAGGUUAUCUCACCAUCUGCGACUGCGACUGCCGAGCCUGUGCUUCAACGACGUUUCGCCAGGGCAAGCAGAUACCUUGUCCAAGCUUAACGCAGCAGAAAUAUUAGUGGCUGAUUGUGAUUUAUUGGUACCUUACGCAAACAAAUUAACAUCGGUCAAAUGGAUACAAGCGACAUGGGCUGGCUUGGAAAAAUUUACUUCACAUGUACAGAACACAGAAAGAAAUUAUGUACUCACUCGUUUCUCUGGUGAAUUAUUUGGGCUAGCCAUGUCUGAAUACGUAAUCGCGCAGAUUGUCAACUUUGAGCGUGAUCAAAGACAACAAUAUGAGAAUCAGAAGCUUGCUGUGUGGAAACAAGAAGGCAAAUUGAUAAAUCAUAGGCACAUACGUGAUUUGACCAUAGGAAUCUUAGGACUAGGAACAAUAGGAAAGUGCGUGGCACAAAAAUUAAAGUUGUUUGGCGCGACUAUCUGGGGAAUGACAAGCAGUACUCCAAAGGAAAAAUUAUCAUAUCUUGAUGAACAUAGAACUGUAGAUGGCUUGCAAGAUAUUUUAGAGAAUUGCGAUUAUAUCAUUAAUAUAUUGCCGUCCACUCCAAAUACAAAUGGGCUUUUAAAUGGAACUGUUUUGCAGCAUUGCAAAGCCAAGAAUACUGUUUUUAUUAACAUAGGACGUGGUUCUGUUAUUAAAGAAACCGAUCUGAUAAAUGCUCUGGAACAAAAGUGGAUUUUGGCUGCUAUUUUAGAUGUAUUUGAGAAAGAACCAUUAUCAAAGGAAAAUAAACUAUGGAAUUUUCCACAAGUGACUAUCUCGCCACACAAUUCUGGUGUGACAGUUUUGCAAGAUGUUGUAGAACAAUUUGCUGUGAAUUAUGCCAAGUACACGAAGAAAGAAAGUAUGAUAAAUGUGUUUGACUUUAAUAAAGGCUAUUAAUUUUGUAAUAUAUUUAUAUAUUAU